This is a messenger RNA of Medicago truncatula (barrel medic), 1332 nucleotides long. Its product is annotated as repetitive proline-rich cell wall protein 2. Gene Ontology annotation, cellular component: extracellular region. Lineage: Eukaryota; Viridiplantae; Streptophyta; Magnoliopsida; Fabales; Fabaceae. The record is from RefSeq and is a predicted model, not a curated record. The transcript has a single exon. The coding region runs from base 73 to 1098 and encodes 341 amino acids. Gene Ontology annotation, molecular function: structural constituent of cell wall.
CUAAGAUCACGACUAGUAUAAAAGCAGCAAGUCACUCUUGUGUUUUAUGCACCAAACUCAUAAGUCACUAACAUGGCUUCCUCAAACUUUUUAGUGCUGCUUCUUUUUGCUCUCUUUGCUAUCCCUCGGGGUCUUGCCAAUUAUGACAAGCCUCCGGUUUACCAACCACCGGUCUACAAGCCCCCUGUUGAGAAGCCACCUGUGUAUAAGCCACCGGUAGAAAAACCUCCAGUUUACAAACCACCGGUAGAGAAACCACCAGUGUACAAGCCACCAGUUGAGAAGCCCCCCGUCUACAAACCUCCUGUAGAGAAGCCUCCUGUUUACAAGCCACCAGUAGAGAAACCACCAGUGUACAAGCCACCAGUUGAAAAGCCUCCGGUCUACAAACCACCUGUAGAGAAGCCACCUGUUUACAAGCCACCUGUAGAGAAACCACCAGUGUACAAGCCACCAGUUGAGAAGCCUCCGGUCUACAAACCACCUGUAGAGAAGCCACCUGUUUAUAAGCCACCUGUAGAGAAACCACCAGUGUACAAGCCACCAGUUGAGAAGCCCCCGGUCUACAAACCCCCUGUAGAGAAGCCACCUGUUUACAAGCCACCAGUAGAGAAACCACCAGUGUACAAGCCACCAGUUGAGAAGCCCCCGGUCUACAAACCCCCUGUAGAGAAGCCUCCUGUCUACAAGCCACCAGUAGAGAAACCGCCAGUGUACAAGCCACCAGUUGAGAAACCCCCGGUCUACAAACCCCCUGUUGAGAAGCCUCCUAUCUACAAGCCACCAGUAGAGAAACCACCAGUGUACAAGCCACCUGUUGAGAAGCCUCCAGUUUAUAAGCCACCAGUUGAGAAGCCACCUGUGUACAAGCCCCCAGUCGAGAAACCCCCGGUCUACAAACCUCCUGUAGAGAAGCCUCCAGUUUACAAGCCACCGGUGUACAAACCUCCAGUUUACAAGCCACCAGUAGAGAAGCCACCUGUGUACAAGCCUCCGGUCUACAAACCCCCAGUUGAGAAACCUCCAGUUUACAAGCCACCGGUUUACAAGCCUCCAGUCGAGAAGCCACCAGUUUACGGACCACCUCACCACCCAUAGUACCCUCCCGUAGUUGGCACUACUCGUUUUUAAAGCAUGCUUUUAAGUAAAUAAGAGAUAUAUAAACUUUCCAAAGCAAGGAUCAUAUAUUCUUGGAAAUCUUCAAUUCAAUCUUAUGUUUACAAAUGCUAUUGCCAAGACAAGAGUGUGAAAGAAAAUGGUGCCAUUUGUACUUCAAAUUAUGAAUAAGAACGUUAUGAUUUAGUACUUCUUAUUUUGUGUUUGUUGACUAAA